This is a messenger RNA of Eriocheir sinensis (Chinese mitten crab), 3064 nucleotides long. RefSeq lists its product as uncharacterized. Lineage: Eukaryota; Metazoa; Arthropoda; Malacostraca; Decapoda; Varunidae. Gene Ontology annotation, cellular component: extracellular region. The coding region runs from base 291 to 2432 and encodes 713 amino acids. The transcript has 9 exons. The record is from RefSeq and is a predicted model, not a curated record.
AGCACGGUAACCCUCGAGGCCCUUUAGGUGGACAGAGGAGCCCCCGGAACCCCCAGCGAGAGGCAAGACGGUGGGACGCAUGCGCAGGGUGGCGGCGGGGGCUUCACGGCGGAGUGUACAUAUAUUACCAGGUGGCGGGGGGACGAAGCCAGUGCCGCCUGUGUCCCGCGCCGUGAGUGCCUUGGCUAGUGAGUGUCAAGACGUGCCAGGUAUCGGAAGUGCUGAGGAGGCUUCUUUAGGCCCACGUUCACGCGGGUACGAGCGGCGGCGGCGGCGAAACCAAGACGACAAUGACGACCACGGUGUCCAGGAUAUGUCUCCUGCUGAUGGUGGCGGCGUGCCUGGGCUUGGCAGCGGGGCAGAGCACUGACUACUGCAAGUUCACGCCCGAACAUACGCUGUGCAAAUUUUCCGGGGUGGGUCCUCGCUGCGGGUCUCAAGUGCGGGGCAGAGGCGUGAGUUCCCAGAGCGCCGCGACCAUCACGGCGAUGCACAACCAGCUGAGGUCGCAGGUGGCGCGAGGAGAGGAGAGGAGAGGGGCGCCGGGCCCGCAGCCUCCCGCCGCUAACAUGAGGACAUUGGUGUGGGACGAUGAGCUGGCCAGAGUGGCGCAGCGGCACGCCGACCAGUGCGUCUUCGAGCACGAGUGUCCUGACUGUCGACGCGUGGACAGGUUUGGGGUCGGCCAGAACCUUUUCAUCAGCUUCCAGAGCAACCUGGACCUGAGGGUGCAGUGGAACCGCGCCAUCCUCAGCUGGUACAACGAGGUGCAGGACUUCUCCAACAGCAGCAUCCAGCCCUUCCAGUUCACGCUGCAGACGGGGCACUACACGCAGAUGCUAUGGUGGGACACAUCGCGCAUCGGCUGUGGCUUCACGAUGUUCCUGGAGGACGGGUGGUGGAAGAAGCUCUACACGUGUAACUACGGCCCGGCGGGGAACAUUAUCUUCAGCCAGAUGUACCUCCGGGGCGCGCCGUGCUCCGCCUGCCCCGACGGCACCUCCUGCUCCCUGGAGUACCCGGGCCUCUGUGAGGCGAGCGACGACUUCGCCCUCGACGUCGAUUCCCCCAGCACUGUUCUGCCGCCCACGCCUUCACAGGACGACAUCAACACAAUCUUCGAGGACUUCAAAGGCUUCAACGGCCUCAUCAACAUUAACAGCAUCACUCCCAACGACGUGGAUCUUGCGGCUCUCCUCUCAUUCUUCAACAACCGCAGACGACCGGGCCUGAUCACCGCCGCCCCGACCACGCCUCUUGCUGGGCCUGAGGGCAGUGAGUCCAGUGCUGCCCUAGCGGUGACAACGCCUUCCACAGCACCGAUUGACGUCAGAGCUCCUGUGGCUGACGAUAGUGAUGUUUCUGAGACCACGACACCCACCACUGCUACUGUUGAUCCAGGGCCCGAUGCAGCCACUCCGGAGCCACAAGAAGAGUCCCUGACAGCAACCACCCUGACUCCGUCCCUCCCCGCAAGCCUUGUCGCCGCCCUCACCUCCCCUUCCCCGGUACAGAAUGAAACCUUCGCUCCGAUCAUCGCCAUCAGUGAGGAGCCAUUGAGGGCGGGGAAUGAGUCUACAGACGCCUUCGAGAUGUCUUCCCCACGUGUAGAGGAACCUGAAGCAGAGAGGGUCACGCCGGAACUCGAGGCGCUAAGGAUCCCUGAGGAAGGAGUGUCCACAGACGCCGCUACAAACACUGAGGAGCCCUUGACGCUGAUGUCCUUCCUUAGGCGGGCGGGAACGAACACUCAAGUCAUCCGCACCAGCUCACUCAACAACGUGUACGAAAUCAUUCAAACCCUGCCGGAGGGGACCAAGCCCAUCGUUCUCUUCAGGACAAGGUCGGGUCAAUUGACGGAGCUGGACCCCACGUCGCUGUCGCCCAUCCCAAAUCGCCCUCAACGCUCCACCUCUCGCCGGGUUCCUGAGCCAGCCCGCCUCCUCACCUGCGAUAUGGACAUGUCUCCCUGCAAGAUGAGCCCCACCGGAGGGAAAUGGACGGUAGCCAAAAGUUUAGGUGAAGGUCGCCACGCGGAAAUUCAGCUGGACGAAGGAGAAGAAGCUCAAGUGUUGGUGAAGGAGAUGGUGAAGGCUCCUCCCUCCGGCAUGGCUUGCGUCACCUUCACACACCGCCGAGACAUGCUGCCCGCGGCUGCCAACACAACCGAGUCUGUGUCUCCCGCCCCCGUCACCUCGGACAGCGCACUUCCCGAGCUGCAGGUGGGCGUGAUGCCGCUGGGGCAGGAGGGAUCCCAUCAGUCAGUCUUGGGCGUGCCGGGCCUGUGGGAGAUGAGCCGUACCACCUUCAGGGACCUCGCCAGGCCCUUCGUGGUAAUGGUGACGGCGGGCCCCGCGCCGCGCCCCUCCAUGGUGGCCCUCGACGCUCUCACGGUCACUGACGGCCCAUGCUGCCUCUCGGGACGCUGCUAGCAAUGCAGGUAGGGGCGUGCACACACACACACACACACACACACAAGCACAGGCACAGGAGGAAGAGGAGAAGUAGUAGUAGUAGGAGGAGGAGGAGGGGAAAGAGGGGGUGGGGAAAGGAAGGGAAAGAGGAGGAGGUGAAGAAUGAGGGCGGGUUGUCGCCUGAAGCAAACCUUUGAGAACUUAAAUUAAAGAGCGCGCGGGGGCGUUUAAAUCUGUUCUAAGUGAGCAACCGCGGCUGCCGGAGCCUCCCCUUUGUGGCUGCCCCCUCCCCCCCCCCCCAGCCGCUCCCACGCCGCGAAGGGGACGAGAAACUACAAAUGUCGCUUCAUUGUUAGUUUCAGCUCGAGUACCCGCCUGGCCCUCCGUCCCUCCCAACGGCGGCCCGGCAACGUCUUCGAGGCCCGCGGACGACACCACCACCACUAACAUGAACAACAACAACAAUCACCACUACUCUCCUCCUCCUCCUCCUCCACGGUAAAAUUGAUAUCACUUAUAAAACAGAACCGGUGAUAAUUAUGAGGUAACAAAUUAACUUAUUCGUCACCCACAUACCCACACAUACACACACUCAUACUCACGCGGAACACUUCAAUUAGACCCUCCUCCUCCUCCUCCUCCUCCUCCUC